Pseudomyrmex gracilis is the source of this 2445-nucleotide messenger RNA. RefSeq lists its product as uncharacterized. Bases 234 to 1646 code for a protein of 470 amino acids. Lineage: Eukaryota; Metazoa; Arthropoda; Insecta; Hymenoptera; Formicidae. The record is from RefSeq and is a predicted model, not a curated record. The transcript is spliced from 2 exons.
AGUAUAUAUCUACAGUAUCAAAAUUUCUCAUGUUUAAGCUCUACUAUCUUACGCGAUAAACGAAGUUGCUUAGUAUUUGUGACCUGCGUCAUUCAUGGAAGCGGAAGAAAAGCAGUAUUGUACUGGCAUAUCGCUAGUUGGUUUGGUUUCGACUUGUCAAGUAACAAGAAGACACGUAAAAAAGCGAUCACUGUAGUCGAGACGGUCAGUUCUACGCGAAGCGUUUUCUCAGCAUGCACGCGUCGGCGUUGUUUGUCACGAUUUUCUCGCUAUAUAUCUCGAUCACUGUGACCUAUCCGACAACGGAGAUCGUAUACCAAACAGACAUACCGAAAAAAUGUUGCAACGCUGGCCAUAUCUUCAACGAAGACCUCAAGUGCGUUUAUCUGGAACCAGAUAGACUCAACUACGCCACAUAUAACGAUGUCUUGCAGAUGAUCUCAUCACACUCGCAACAAAUCACAACAGUGAUCGCGUCUGUGCAAGGCCUGAACUGCCGCUACGACACCGAUACAAAGUACAUCUCGCAUGUACUAAAGGAAUAUUGUAUCGAAAGCAUGAUCAACGGUACAACAAUGUUAGUCAAAUGUCCAGAGAUUAGUACAGACGUGACUUCAAAUAAUUUAGCGGAAACGACGAUGAUGACAAAGACAAUAAUCACCGUGACAACCAUCACAACUAUUACUACCAUCAACACGGCAAAAAACGAAACAAACUCAUCGAAGAUAGACCAGAAAGAGAUCAUUCAUUACAACAACAGUCUGGGCACAGUAUUUUUUUGGGGUGCGCAAACUUAUAUGGAUACAAAUGUGGCUCAUGUAGUUCUUUGCAUUGUUGUUGUUGCGGUGUACCUGUCCGUUCCGGAGUUGGGCAAAAAUAUCUACAAUCGCGCGAUACUUCGUCACAACUUGUGUCUACUAUUGCAGGGCUCUCUGUUGAUGUUCCUCGGCUUCUGCGAACUGCGCAAUUGCCAGAUUAACGACAAUUUUGCUAUAUUCAUGUGGAUAAUGCAGCAAUAUUUUACAAACGCUACAGUUUUCUGGUUGAACGUAAUCUGCUUUGACAUGACACUGUCUAUCACGCGGUUUCGCUGGAUAGUGGGAUCCGAUCAACGCACCAGCCAGGCGGAGAAUAGACGAUUGUUAAUAUAUGGCAUUUUUGCCUGGGGUGGAGCUCUGAUUCCCGCCAUCGUCGCUUUUAUUUUAGAGUAUUCUCCCGGUAUUCCAGAGGAUUUCCCAUUGAAACCUAACUACCGCCGCUAUCGCGGUGGACCGAACUUCGUGGUAAACAUCUAUUUUUUCAGCAUACCGUUGUUCACGCUCUUUUGGAACAAUAUAUUGUUUAUCUUCACCACAUACAAAAUUAUACGAAUACAACGAAGUACAAAAAUCGCGACACGAAAUCAAACUAACGUUCUGAGGAAGAAGUACUUCCUCUUCUUGCAGAUGUACUUACUGAUGGGCGCACCGUGGUUCUUCGGAUUGCUUUUUGCUUGCAUGAACAAACUCGUGGUGCUGAAAAUAUGCCGGUUAAUCUGGCCAAUAUUAUGGCUGCUAAUACCUGCAGCGGACAAAAAACUGCGCGAAAAGUUUGUGAGUAAAUUGCGACGAAUCAGAAAGAAACAAGAAACCACUACUAGCUCGUAAAUACAAACAAACUCUUUCAAAGUUUUUGUAAAAUUCAAUCAUCGUUGCCUUGAAGUAAUAACAAUAAUGUAAACGUGACAGAAUCAGCGUUUGUCGAAUGCAAAGUGUUCGUCGUAGUACGAAGAAUUAUGAGACGUUCGUUUACUGCUAUUAUUGCGCAACUUUGUGAUGUAGGUUUUCUCAUGUAGGGUAUUUGCAUUUUUUCUUACGCAAGUCUCUCCUAGGAAACUUCGUUAAGGAAAAAAAUCAACGAUGACAAUGAGUCGCCUGACUGAUUAUAUACAUAGACUGAGAACGAUGAGUCGUGCGCUUAUAAACUCAGAACUAACAGAACUAAUAAUAAAAGAUUCGUGAUGUAAUCUUGACAAUUAAGAAACUUUAAUUAGAAUAUUCGUGAUGUACUGCUGCUCGUUUCUUGCGCUUUUAUGGGUUUUUAUGUACAGAAUUUUAUCAACUCAAUAGUCUAGAAUGGGAACGAGUAUAUCUUAAGCUAGCGUUUGGUAUUUUUUUAAGAUAAGAAUGUAAUAUAUUUUUUCUUGAAAACAUAUAAAAAAGCUAAAGAUUAAAGUACUUAAUACAUACAAGGUAUACAAAAGUGUUUUAACAUGUAAGUCGAUUUUGUGAAACUUAGCAGUUUCAAAACGCGAAAUAUAUAAAUGGUGAUAAGAGCCGUACGCUGGAUGUUGUAGCAAAAAUAAGUGUAUAUAUAUAUAUAAUUUAUUCACGUGUAAAUUUUUCACGUGAGUUUUAACAGUUUCAAUAAAGAAAGUUACUGUUUUCUCUCUGUUUCUGCGAAUUA